AUGAUUUGUCAAGGCGGAUGCACAACAAGACGUAAUGAAGUUAGUAUUAGGAAUACUCGUGAGUCGUACGGUACGUCUGAGAGAAAACAACGAAUUUUUAUGUUGUUGACAAUUAUUAAUUACAUAAAAUGUGUAAGAUUUUUGAAUUACAAAUUACAGGGCAAAACUUUAAGAUUUGCAAAUUUAUUUCCAAACGUUAUAUUAUAUUUAUAAAUUUUAAUUUUAUGUCAAUUUUAUGUCAGCAGAGGUUAAUGAAUUAAACGAAAUAAUUUAUAAUAUCAAUCCAUCACGAAGAAUAUCGCAGAAAACGUCGAAACUUGGCUUGUAUCUUAUCGGGAUAACAGGAGGCAUUGCAACAGCUAUCAGUGUAAUAUGUAUUCCAUUUGUGAGCCCUGCGUUUCGCAAAGUAUGUUUACCUUAUGUACCAGCAACAUCUCAGCAAGUAAAAAAUGUGUUGCAAGCUUUAGAAGGACGUACCGGUUCUUUGAUUGAUCUUGGAAGUGGAGAUGGACGUAUAGUCUUUGCAACGGCAAAAGCAGGUUUUAAAGCCCAUGGAAUUGAAUUAAAUCCUUGGUUAAUAUGGUACUCCAGAUUGAAAGCUUUAAUCAAUAAAUCGUCGUCACAAACCAAAUUUAUAAAACAGAAUUUAUGGAAGCAUAACUUAGACAAAUAUAACAAUAUCGUCAUAUUUGGUGUUGAUCAAAUGAUGAAUGAUAUCGAAACAAAAUUUAUUAAAGAGUUGCAAGAAGAUUCUGUCAUAAUUGCUUGUAGGUUUCCACUUCCUACUAUAAGUGAAAUAAAAACAAUUGGCGAAGGUGUUGAUACCGUUUGGGUAUAUAAAAUUUCAAAAAAUUUAAAAUAGUAUAAUUAGAUAUAAAUUGAAAUAUUUAUAAACAUUGUAAAUAUGUAAUUACAAAUAAAUUAUUCCGUCUAUUCUCAUAAAUCAUGAUACAUACACGUUAUAAUUAGUUUUCAGCAGACUGUCGAAUAAAUAAAUUUUUAUAAUUUAUAUAUUAUAAAAUUUGCAUAUUAGUAUCUAUAUACAUUUUUAUCAGUUAAUUACAUAUUUUACAUUCAUAUAGUAUUUGUCAUAUAGUAUGGUUAUAUUCAUAUAUAUAAUUUUAAUAAUCUGAAUCUUAUGAUUAAUCAUAUUAUAAUAUUUAUAAAAUUUAAAUUUGAGUAUUUUUAAUAUUCUGUAAUGAAAAAUUGUGCUACUAGAUUUAAAAAUCCAAAUAUUGGAAUACUUAUGUGUAAUAACGUAGAAAAGAUCGUCAAUCUUUUUUGUUGUUUCAAAAUUGCCAGAUAUAAUAAACUUGGUAAAGUAAAGAUAUAAAUAAAACCGCUAAAGGCACCUGUAUAUCGUAUUAUUGUACCAAUAUAUGGUAUAAAUACUGCGAAUAAAAUGCAUAUAGAUACUAAAACAACAUUGAUUAAAAUAACAUAAUUUGUAUUAAAUGUCUUACAUAUUGACAUAAGUAAUUGAACACGUAGCAUAUAUGCAAGUAAUGGAUAAACAGUUAAUAAUUGAAAUAAAAGAACAAUUCGAACACCUACUGUUAAGCCGUUCCAUUUUUGAAAAUUAUUUAAUAAAUUCUGUAAAAAAAAAUCAAUUUUAUUUUUCAUCUUUUUUUUUCUAAUAGCAUGUUGUUUAA
Molecule: messenger RNA, 1652 nt
Organism: Heterotrigona itama
Lineage: Eukaryota; Metazoa; Arthropoda; Insecta; Hymenoptera; Apidae
Source: the annotation of a GenBank genome assembly